Molecule: messenger RNA, 6435 nt
Organism: Panthera uncia (snow leopard)
Lineage: Eukaryota; Metazoa; Chordata; Mammalia; Carnivora; Felidae
Gene: HDHD2
Product: haloacid dehalogenase like hydrolase domain containing 2
Exons: 7
Coding region: 634-1413 (259 amino acids)
Biological process (GO): dephosphorylation
Molecular function (GO): phosphatase activity
Source: RefSeq, a predicted model, not a curated record
AGAGGCAGGGAGCGAGAGUUGACAGCUUAAGGUUUUGUAAUAGCUGAUGCAGGAAAAGAGGAACCUCGCUGCCUAAGGAAGUGGUUAAUAGACAGCUACAAGUGCCAGACGCUAUUCUGGUUGCAAAGCAGGAAAUGACUCCGGAGACUGAGUAUUUCAAGGAAAAUAUCAAGGAGAUGACUUCCGAUAUCCCUCCAGAAGAGGCAAGAAGUAGUGGAGCGAGGUAGGGUGUGGCAAAGAAAGGUACUCAAUACUUGGUUCACCAGUGGUGCUGUAGGACACAGCUGCUGAGCAAAGGCAGAGGUUUUGGUUUCUUCUCUUCCAUUUGGGGCUGGCUGGUCGUGCCCUUGAGAGUGAGAGUGUGAAGAACAACUUUUCCCUCUGGAAGGUGCUGAAGGAGCAGAACUGAGCGGACAAUCUAAACGGUUAGGGAGCUGCUGGCGGAUGGGGCGGAGUUAGAUAGGGAGAGGAGGGACUUCCGGUGCGCUCCUCGGCCCAGUUUCCGGUGUCCAGCGGCCGCUUGCCUGGCGCCCUGGGCUGGUCUCGAGGACGCUGCGGACGGCGAGGCUGUGCUGACUUUCCUGGUAGCGGGGCCUUUGGUGAGGACGGCGUGCGGAGCAGGGGGAAUGAAAGAUGGCAGCACGCCGUGCGUUAAAAGCUGUUUUGGUGGAUCUCAAUGGCACACUUCACAUUGAAGAUGCAGCUGUGCCAGGCGCACAGGAAGCUCUUAAAAGGUUACGUGGUACUUCUGUAAUGGUUAGGUUUGUGACCAAUACAACCAAAGAGAGCAAGCAAGACCUAUUGGAAAGGUUGAAAAAAUUGGAGUUUGAUAUCUCUGAAGAUGAAAUAUUCACUUCUCUGACUGCAGCCAGAAAUUUAGUAGAGCAGAAACAGGUUCGACCCAUGCUGCUAGUAGAUGACCGGGCACUACCUGAUUUCAAAGGAAUACAAACAAGCGAUCCUAACGCUGUGGUCAUAGGACUGGCACCAGAACAUUUCCAUUAUCAAAUUCUGAAUCAAGCAUUCCGGUUACUCCUGGACGGGGCACCUCUGAUCGCAAUCCACAAGGCCAGGUAUUACAAGAGGAAAGAUGGCCUGGCCCUGGGGCCUGGACCGUUCGUGAUGGCUUUAGAGUAUGCCACAGACACCAAAGCCACAGUAGUGGGAAAACCAGAGAAAACGUUCUUUCUGGAAGCAUUGCGGGGCACUGGCUGUGAACCUGAGGAGGCCGUGAUGAUAGGAGACGAUUGCAGGGAUGACGUUGGUGGGGCUCAGAAUGUCGGCAUGCUGGGUAUCUUAGUAAAAACUGGGAAAUAUCGAGCAGCAGAUGAAGAAAAAAUUAAUCCACCUCCUUACUUAACUUGUGAGAGCUUCCCUCAUGCUGUGGACCACAUCCUGCAGCAUCUACUGUGAUCCUUUAUGUGAAUCAGAAGCAACUCUGGAAUGAAUCCCUCCCCAGCUCCACGCCCGCAUAGAUAGACAUGGACCAACCCUCCUCUAUUGUGCAUUAAUUAGAAAGAAAGGUAUUGAAUUGCAGCCAGCCACUGAGCCUUGCUUAUCCCUUUUGUUUUAUUUUGUAAAAGAAGAUGAGACCCAGAGAAAGGGAAAGCUGAGAUUUUAUGUCAUUCCUUUUAAAAUAUUCAUCAGGCUAGGCAGGGCUGGGAGGGGGACUCUCCUGCAGGGAGUCGUGUUCUCUGCUGUCUCCUCACUGGCACAUUGGGAGGGGGGAGUGUUCAGAUUGUGAAUAAAAGUGAAUGGCAUUUUUUAAAUUAUAAAAUAGUGUGUCAAAAAGUGUGUCGGGCUAUAGUUUUAACAUUGAGCUCAGCUGCGAAAUCCAUCAGAAGUGCCAAGUGGAGUACAAGUCAGAAGAAGCAAAAUAAAUUGUCCUUUAGCCCAAGUGAUCAAGUGAAUUUGCUUUAACGGAUGUUGAAAACUAGAUUAUCUCCUGUAUUAUUCCCAGCACGGGUGACUUCUUUUUCUCUUCAUUAGCCAGAGAUGACUAAUUUAAAUUUAGAACCUGAUUUUAAUUUAAAAUAAUAUUUCCAUUAAUAACCUAUUCAUUGCAGAUACCUAUUAUACUGUGUAACAGUUGUUUUGGAAAUUUUAUGUAAAAUUAAAACUAUCAGUAUUUUACAGAUGUUUUAAUUAGACAUUGUUAUUAACAGGAACAGUGCAGAAACUAAAAUCAAGCCUUUAAUGUCUUAUAGACCAUGCAUUUUUGAAGUUAGUGUCCACCAGGGUCCUAUUAACUGUACAUUUGCAAGAUUUCAUUAUUUUUGCCUCUGACACUAUGGGAAAAAUCUUUUAGAAGCUAUUGGGACAGAUUCAAGCUUUUAUGUACUUGGUUACUACAGCUGUAAAAUGAAAUCUCGUCUUGUAGCAUGGAUUAUUCUUUUCAUGUUAAGCCCACCAAAAUGAAGGGGACUAAGUAGGUAAUGAUUUUCCUAGUGCAUUUGCAUACUGUGAUAAUCCUGGGCCUUUGCAAUUGUUUUACAGGGCUCUUGGGCAUUGAAUUAUUAGCAUGUAAUUGUACAUCAUUGUGGUGUUCACCUUAUUGAAGCACACACUGAUGUUAAUGAGUUUCGGGCUUUGAUGCUUGUUUAGAGAUCAGCUUGGUCUUGGAUGGGAGGGAGCAAAGCUAAAUAAAUGGCAGCUCCCUCUCCUUUCGGUGGUUUGGCGAUCACUCUGUUCUUGUUUCUGCAGAUGCCCCGACCUAGUACUUAAACGUCCUAGAGUGCAAAGCACAUGUGCUGGGCCUGCCGCCCCAGAUCGGAGGCGUGAGUGGAAUGGCCAGGAGCAGAGGUUCGGGGGCCUAGCCAGCAGUUAACGAGCUGGGUCCGUGGGCAAGUCACCUAGACUUGUCUGUGAAGUGGAGACAGUGCCAGCACCCACCACUUAGGCUUGUUGUGGGGGUGAAACGCCUGACCGGUGUAUUGAGUAGAAUCGGACAGAUGCUGAGUGCUGUGUGGUUUCGGCGCUGACGAUGACGCAGGUGUAGCAGGACUGUCCACACCGGGUAAUCUGGUAAGGGUUGAUAGAAUUCACCUCUACAGUUGGUUCAAUGGGGAAAGUCUUCCUGAGGAUUCAAAAAGAGAGAGACAUUCUAUUCCGUCUAAACCACACGCGCAGAGGCACAGAGAGAGCCGCUCAGCAGCAGGUAGAGUGUGCUGCCCGGUACCUGGGCGAUGUGCUGUAUUCAACCUCGGCCUGUUACCUGGGUCCCUGGGUGAGUGAUUCGUUGACCCAGGCACCAUCGAGUGUUUGCUGGGUGCUACGUGCUAAGUGCCGUGCUAGGAAAUAAUCACGUGUAUAAGACAAGGAUUUUGCCCUGAGGAAACUUCCUCGUGGAGGAGCUAGGGAGAACAUACAAGACCUUGUUCGGACUCCAGUGGCCCUCCUCUCUGAUGUCCGCCUGACUGCAGGUGGAAUGAGGCAUUCCCUCCUCCUUGCCCUCAUACCACUUGUUAGAUUAUAUGUUGGUCCUCACAUGUCCCUUCUGCCCACCAGACAGGACUGGGUCUCAUUCUUUAUUGUAUCUCCUGCAACACAGGCACUCAGAUGGUUACGGAACCAGUACAAACCAGCUGUAAAUAUUAUAGGAAUUUAAUGUUGGGACAUACAGCUAUGAGUAGAGAGGAGAAAAUAAGUCUCAUUUUAGACUCAUUGCCUAUGGGGGAGGUCCCAUCAGACACUUGGAAAUAGUGGAUCUGAUGCUCUGGAGACAGACUAGAGCUAAAGCAAAGAAGUAGACAUCACUGAUGGGUCAGGGAUCAAACAGAAUGACAGGAAUGGAUAAGACCAUGUGAGCAUAAGGCCCCCAGCCAAGAGAAAUGGCUUCCUUCUUCCAUUCUAGUUUGGCCGUAUAGGCCAUUAAAAUCUUUGUUUGAUGUUUUAUUUAUUUAACAAACAUUAUAUAGGGUUUGUUGACUGACCUGUCCAUAGGGAGGUUCGUGAGGGUAAAUAAAACUCUUAUUUUAGACCUGGGUUACUGUAAACAUUCCCAGCACAGCGGGGUGGUCUGCCUUGGAGGAGAUGUAAUAACUGACGUAUCUAAAAGACCUCUUUUUCCAGCCAUCCCAUUUAAAGAGCUACCCCAUGGUAUAUGACCUCAAAGACAGUGUUUGCAUCAGCUUUACUGUAAUCCUCUCCUAGGCCCAUUUGGGGACUGGAAAAGGUAGUAGAGAACACCCACUGUCAGGGGAGGAUUACUGAGCUUCUGCUGUCAGCCAGGUGCAUGCCAGGUGUGGAAGAGGGCAGAGCAGUCUGGUGGUGGACACGGACAGCUGCCCCACUACCUCUCUCCGUACCUCCAGAAUCAGCUGGUCUCACCGUAGCUCUUCCUGCCCACCAUUGUACAUCUGUCCGAGCCACCAAACACCUGUAGCCCUGGAUGUCAGGAAUGCCCUUGGAAGGAUAGUGCCAUCACCUCACCCUUAACCCCACAUUCAAAAAUUGUUGUACCGCGUUAGACCCGAAAGUCACCACACCUUACACGGGUUGUGUUCAUUUAGUUUGCAUUCAGUGGUUGUUCGCGUAGCAUGGAACUGAAAUCCUUGGGCCCUUACAGUAAAGAAUUUUUAAAACUGCACUCAUCUAUUUCACUGAAAUACCCUGCCUUAAAGGGAUAAAAAAAAUCCCUUUUUAAUAUUGGCAGUUGCUUGCAUAAACCCAUGUUUGCAUUAUCAGUUUCCUUUGACUUGCCAUAAAAACUCUUCUUCAGCACAAACACAUAGGACCUUUGCUGACCUUCUGUUAUGUCAGCCAUCAAGGCCUAGUACCCCAAAGCAUGCUCUCUUUAGGGGACAACCAGAGCAAGCACGAGAGCACCAGAAAUCAUUUAUCGUUUACAUUAUGUGUUAAAAUCAAACAAUUUUAAAUACCUUUUGUCAGUGCUUACCUUCAUGUCCUACACAUCUCAACUUCUCUUUGGUUAAUGUGCCUGAGGAAACCAAAUUAUUAAAUGCCAACUGUGGAUAAAGUACAAAGGAAGACAGUAGAAGGUAGCUCCCAAUUCCUAAGAUGCAUGUCUUCUAGUUGGGAAACGGAAGCAUAUAAAAAUACAUUGAACUGUCCCAAGGGCUGUGACAAGUUCAAGAUAUUUUGUAGAAGUCCUCUCGUAGAAGAGGUCAUGUGCAGUGAGCUAAGUGCCUUGGGACAGUAAUCACAGCUUCUAGCCUGUAAAGCAGAUACAGUGCUCAUUUUAAAGAACAUUUUGUUCAUUCAAUAACAAUGAAAAAAGUACCACAACCAUAGGGCUAACACAAUAAAACCUACACACCUACGUAAUACAAUACAUCUAUGGCUAAGUGAUGAAGAAGAAGAGGGAGGGAGUAAUUUUAGAUAAGUAGAGCCCAUCUGGGAAGGCUUCUGAUGGUGACCCGAAUGAAAUGUGGGGACAAGCCGUGAAUUCUAAAGGUAGAUAGUUAACCUUAGUUGCUGACAUCUGAAGAUCAGGGGAUCUCAAAUGCAGAUCGAUGACCACUGGUUUUCCUAGGAAGAUUGGAAGACGUGGCAAUGUUGGGUCCAGAUUUCUGGGUUCAGUGGGAGCUGCACCAUUGCUGUGUCAUUCAGAUAGUCUCACUCUCUCCAUUACAGUUCCCACCUCUUCCUUAUCUUCCACCCAGCUUACUUUACCCAUAUGUUACUGUGUUCUGAGUUCCUAUAGGCAUUGUGACUUCUGCGUUGGGAGAAAAUACCACAUGUCGGAUUAAGUUAAAUUUUCCUCCCAGGCCAGGCUCCUAUAUCCUUAUAAACUUGGAUACACUUCUAAUAUACUUUUGAAAUAAUAAGAGACUCUAAACAUAAAUUAGUCGUGUGUCUUAGUUGGUCUCUCUAUCUCAGAGCCCCACUAAAAAUGAAAGUUAAGGGAUAAGGAAGGUAUAAACUCACAAGGACAGCCCACAAGAAGAGAUACCAGUGGAUGAGAGGGUAUAGUAAUUUGAAGGAUGGAAAAUAGAUGGGUUGCUGAUAACUAAAAUCAGUGCAAAGAAAGGCAAUCAAAAGUCAUCCUGUAGAACCUCAAAGAUCCAAGGCUUGGAGACACUAGGUAGAGAGGAGAUGAGGUGUGAGGGUUGAGAAGCAAGGAAUUAGUUUGAAGCUGGUAAACAAAGUGAUUGGAGCCCCAGGAAAGCCUCCCCACUCUGAGCAUCCAGAUGAGAACCCCAGCCACGCCAGGAGAAUGGAAGUUUAUCUCUGGAAGGGUGGACCGAGGAAAGUUAAGGCCUUAAGGAUAGUGGGCUGGGUGUGGGGGUGAGCCAGGGUGAGCGACGGGACCAGGUACAUCUCUGCUUAUUCUAUAAUGGUUCCCUGGUUCUUUUCCCCUUACAACUCUAGGACCAGAGCAUAUGUGGAUGGAAUCAAAAGUUGAUCUGAUAUGUGGCCAUUUGGAAACAAAUACUGCUAGGUAUCUGACAAGAUCAGACAGAUAGGAGCAUG